AGUAAAAGGCUCGUACGGUCGUCUCUCCACACGGCCGGCCACACGGGCUCUUCAUCUUCUCCUCCUCGUUUCCAUUUCUUCCCUGCUACAAAUACUCCUCGCGUGGGGCUCUCUCGAUCCAAUCCCAUCUUCCCAUCCAGCCACCACUUUCAAGCUCACAAUCAAGUCGAUCACGACCCACAGGUCAAGCAAGCUUCGUUGCUAGCUUGCUUGUCCGGCGAUUUCUGCUUCAUCUAGCUACCAACGUGCGGAGAUGCCGAGGUCGUCCAAGAAGAAGCAGCGGUCGGCGUGGGGCUCGCUCCUGGGCAGCUGCCUGGGCGGGGGCGGCGGGAAGACGGGGAAGCAGGUCCGGCCCGGCCCCGGCCCGAGGAAGCGCGAGUCGUCGUCGGCGGCGGUGGGGGCCGGAGUCGGGCAGCGGCUGUCGUUCACGGACGUGAUGAGCAUGAGCGCGGCGUCGGAGCAGGAGCUGUCGGUGUCGCUGGUUGGCUCCAACCUGCACGUGUUCACGGUCGCGGAGCUCAAGGCGGCGACGCAGGGGUUCCUGGACGACAACUUCCUCGGCGAGGGCGGGUUCGGGCCGGUCUACAAGGGCGCCGUCGACGACAAGGUCAAGCCCGGGCUCAAGGCGCAGCCCAUCGCCGUCAAGCUCUGGGACCCCCAGGGCGCCCAGGGCCACAAGGAGUGGCUGUCGGAGGUGAUCUUCCUGGGGCAGCUCCGGCACACGAACCUCGUGAAGUUGAUCGGUUACUGCUGUGAGCACGAGAACAGGCUGCUCGUCUACGAGUACAUGGCCAAAGGCAGCCUCGAGAACCAUCUCUUCAAAAAGUUCCCUCCCGUUCUGUCGUGGUCAACCCGGCUGAACAUCGCAGUGGGCGCCGCCAAGGGCCUCGCCUUCCUUCACGAUGCGGAGAAGCCCGUCAUAUAUCGCGACUUCAAGGCAUCCAACAUCUUACUCGAUCCGGACUACAAGGCGAAGUUAUCUGAUUUUGGCCUUGCGAAGGAUGGACCGGAAGGUGACGAGACCCAUGUCUCGACGCGUGUCAUGGGCACCCAUGGCUACGCCGCACCAGAGUACAUCCUAACCGGUCACCUGACAGCGAAAAGCGAUGUCUACAGCUUUGGUGUUGUUCUUCUGGAGAUCCUCACUGGAAGACGAGCUGUAGACAAGACCAGGCCUAGUAGGGAGCACCACCUAGUCCAGCACAUGCGGUCGUGGCUCAAAGACCCAGAAAAGCUAGGAAAAAUCAUGGACCCUGCUUUGGAGGGUAAGUAUGCCACCACGGGAGCUCAUAAGGCAGCUCUGGUGGCAUAUCAGUGCCUGAGUGGCAGCCCAAAGAGCCGGCCAGACAUGUCAAAGGUCGUGGAAGAUCUAGAACUGCUGCUCAAUCUUGUGGAUGAUGUUCCCGGUGAGGCGGUGAUGCAUGUAGCUUCACAAGAUGACACUAGGAAGGAAAGAACAAAAAGAAGAAAUGGAGAGAGGGAGAGUAGUAACGGGGGUCACCAGAAUAAAGCCAAGCCUCCGAAGAAGACUGUUAGGGGGAGGGGGAACCAAAGCGAGGAGCUUUGGGAGUGGAACACGCCGGGAGAAGGGAAAAUCUAGUGUAAUAGUAGGACACUCUCUUGGGAUGGAACGUGGAUGUACAUGUUGGGGUCC
Triticum urartu is the source of this 1654-nucleotide messenger RNA. Its product is annotated as serine/threonine-protein kinase RIPK. Gene Ontology annotation, molecular function: ATP binding; protein kinase activity. Gene Ontology annotation, biological process: protein phosphorylation. NCBI's taxonomy places the organism in Eukaryota, Viridiplantae, Streptophyta, Magnoliopsida, Poales, Poaceae. The record is from RefSeq and is a predicted model, not a curated record.